Molecule: messenger RNA, 1179 nt
Organism: Aspergillus uvarum CBS 121591
Lineage: Eukaryota; Fungi; Ascomycota; Eurotiomycetes; Eurotiales; Aspergillaceae
Product: putative cell division protein kinase (Ctk1)
Exons: 5
Coding region: 1-1179 (392 amino acids)
Biological process (GO): protein phosphorylation
Cellular component (GO): nucleus; cytoplasm
Molecular function (GO): cyclin-dependent protein serine/threonine kinase activity; ATP binding
Source: RefSeq, a predicted model, not a curated record
AUGGAGUGGAAGAGAAAUCUAGGCUUCUCCGAGCGCUUGACGGCGAUUCAAUCACUUACAACUGCCUUCCAGCGAGCUUCAUCCUCCGCUGCAUUUACAGAGGCCCAAUCCCAGGCGAGGAAAUGUGAAAACGAAGCUUAUGACCGAGCUUCAUCGCGUGAAGAAUAUGACAGGCUUUGCCAAGAAGCAAUUGACGCAGCAGAUGCCAUCGACUCGGUAGCCCUUAUCGACAAUUGUCCAGAUCAACUUCUAGAGGAGCCAGACAAGUGUGAUCCAGGUCAUGGCGAGGUGAUUGGUCCAUAUCAGUCGUGCUUCCAUCAUUUCGAUGGCCUCCACUCGACUGUUUACAAAGCGCGGCAAGCAGACAAAACUGUGGUCGCGCUCAAAGUACUCAUCCCACACAUGCUGACGCCUCCACACAAUGCCACACGUGAGAUCCAGCUGCUACGUGAUGCAGCUCAUACCCACGUGAUUCCAUUGGUCGACACACUCAAGCUAGACGGAGGACGCCUGGUUUUGGUGUUUCCUUUCAUGAAGCAUGAUCUUGAGCAACUGCUCCGCCGGGGCGCAUUGACGGCGACACAGACAAGAACUCACUUGAAAGAUAUGUUUCGUGCCUUGGCACACAUCCAUCAACUGGGCAUCAUACAUCGGGAUAUCAAACCAUCCAACAUCCUCAUGGACUCUCCAGAUGGGCCUGCCUACCUGGCAGAUUUUGGCAUCGCCUGGAAAGAGGGAAUUAGAGACUCGGAGCCAGCCGAUGAGAAGAUCACAGACGUAGGAACCACCUGUUACCGGUCGCCGGAAAUUCUCUUUGGCUUCAAAGGCUACGGAAAUAGCCUUGAUCUCUGGGCGGCUGGCUGUGUCGUGGCCGAGGCUUUGUCCGUGGGACAUCGUCAAUUGUUCGACUCGGGACCAGUUGGUAGUGAUCUUUCCCUUAUUCAGUCAAUCUUCGUUACAUUGGGCACUCCUGACGAGAGCACUUGGCCGGAAACAAAAACUCUUCCUGACUGGGGAAAGAUAGAAUUCAAGAAAUAUUCCCCCCAACAGUGGGAUGAUAUCCUCAAAGGAGCCUCGUCUAAGGGGCGUGACUUAGUUAGCAAACUUAUCCGAUAUGAAAGCUGCGAGCGACUAUCUGCUGAAGAGGCGCUGAACCACCCCUACUUCUCAAAUGCCUGA